Molecule: messenger RNA, 945 nt
Organism: Leptinotarsa decemlineata (Colorado potato beetle)
Lineage: Eukaryota; Metazoa; Arthropoda; Insecta; Coleoptera; Chrysomelidae
Product: RNA transcription, translation and transport factor protein
Source: RefSeq, a predicted model, not a curated record
CUGCUGUCAGUGCUGUCAAACAAAAGACACUUUCUCAAAAGUUAGGAUAUAUUUCAAGCAGAAAUAAUUAAGUAUACACAAUCAAUAAAAAGUAUUGAAAUAGUAUUUAAAAAUGUCGAAAAGGCUUCUCACUGCUCUGGAUUACCCCCAAGCAGACAAUCUGAACUUGAAUGAUGAGAAGACUUUUAGAACUGUGAUAGUAUGGUUGGAAGUCAACAAAAUCAGGAACGCCCCUCCUAACGUAGUGAAUUUUCUGAAGAAUACCAAUUCGAGGGAUUGGGACAGAGUGUACACUGAAUACAAGCAACAAAUAAGCUGUCCAGUUUUCGAAACGAAACUAGAAGAACUACAUUGGCUUCUUGGUUACGCAGUUCAGCUCGAAGCAAGGAGCAACAAGAGCAAGUAUUUGAAACAUGCUGUCGAGAACCUUCAGAAAACCAAUGUUCCUAGUGUGGUAGCAGAGAAUUCUCUGGAUAAAUUAGACUUUAGUAGCAAAGAGUUUACGGAUGGCAUCAAUGGUCUAGCCAAAAUUUUGAAAAUUGUACCCCACAGUGAUCCCUUUGUUACUCUGAGAGCGGUGAGGAAAGUAGUGACGAAAAGAAUGGCCCCUGACUGUGUUGCGAAUCCCCAAAAAUAUAUCCUAACUGGAACACCUUUUCCCAUUCAAGAAGCAGAUCUCGGUUUUGAUUUGGGAGAUCCGGUCUUGAACCAAGCAGCGAAAAUUCUGCGAAUGAUCUACAUUCAGGAUCUAAGGGAACUCCAAACGAGAGCUAACGAACUCAUCGUAGCCAUCCAGUGCAUUACUGCGAAUCCUAAAACUGAUACGAAGCUGGGGAAAGUCGGAUUCUAAAUCGGGAAACUAGACUGAAUAAAUAUAUAUGGAGGCAGAAACAUUGUGUGUGAAUCGAACUUUGAGUUUUAUAUUAAAUUGAGACGAAUAAGAAA